This is a messenger RNA of Pipra filicauda (Wire-tailed manakin), 5671 nucleotides long. It is a transcript of the gene PLAT, whose product is annotated as plasminogen activator, tissue type. Bases 2223 to 3881 code for a protein of 552 amino acids. Lineage: Eukaryota; Metazoa; Chordata; Aves; Passeriformes; Pipridae. The record is from RefSeq and is a predicted model, not a curated record. Gene Ontology annotation, molecular function: serine-type endopeptidase activity. Gene Ontology annotation, cellular component: extracellular region. Gene Ontology annotation, biological process: smooth muscle cell migration; plasminogen activation. The transcript has 15 exons.
GCCCGCCCGCGCGGGGCCGCGCAUCGUGAGGGGAGCGGGCAUCGUGAGGGGAAAACAUCGCCAGAACCCGCCGGGCUGGGGCGCGCCGUGUGCCCGCGCUGCCCACCGCGCCCCCCGGGCCGCUCCGGGCGUUCCGGCCGGGCCGGUGCCGCUCCCUCCGGCCGUGAGGGGCUCCAGCCGCGAGGAGGGAAGGUGCGCUCCGAGACCUGCCGGGCACUGCGGGGCCCCUCGGGGUAAGGCGGCCCGCGGGGGUGUCGCAGGGUCACCUUGGUCACCGACACUGAACAGUGUCGUUGCCGAAACCGCCCCGAGACACGGUCAGAUUAGAGGAAAGCCGGCAGAUGGUGCUUCAGAGAGCAGACGCUGCUAUCGCCGCCUUUCCCUAAGUGGGUUAAGCAGUACAAAUGGCACAGCGCUCUGGAGACAAGUUAUAGCUGUCCUAAAGAUGUGAAAAGUCAGGAGAUAAUUUCUGAGCUCUUCCCCCCACGGCCAUUAGUUUGUUAGCAUCUUUAACUUAGAAGUCCAGUAACAAAUGGGUGCUGUUUUUAAAAAGGAAAUAAAUUAGCCCCCGCUCACUCAGCAGUGUUUGAUCAUCUUUUUCUCAGCAGCUGGGAGUCCCUUCUGGAAACAGUCAAAUGCAGCUCCCCUUGACUCAGAUUUGUGGUAGUAAUGUUACCACCAGCACUGUGACUCUUGGGGAAAUACAUGUGAUAAUCUUGGCAUAGAUUUCCGUACAGAGAAAAUCUAAACAUACAGAGUAGCCAGUGUUCCAUCUUUACCAUUAUGCAAAAUAACCAUUGCCAUGCUUCCCAAAUAAGGACUCCACGCAGCUAGUUCCUGAAGACAGAGGUCCCUCAUAAGAACACCAGCUCUUAUGUCUGUGCUCACACCAAAUUCUAUAGGAACCUGAUUGCUAUCGAAUCAGUUAUGAAUAGUUAGGACACAUCCAUUACUCUGACAGUUGCAUCACUGACUGUUUUCAUAACCCAGCCCUAAAAUCAGCUCUUAAACCGAUAACUCAGAUUUGUCUGCCACACUUUGAUAACUGAGUACCUCAUGACCACACCCUGCUGAGUAGAUCUUCAUUUUCUAGGAUGGGCAGUAGCAGUGAACAUUUAAUUAACCCUCUGGUCCCCAACAUGCUGUUCUUUGUUUCUGUCUAAAGUUCCUUAGACAUUUUGUUCAUUUAACUCACGAGCUCCCCUGACUGUUUCUUCUCCCAUGGCACUGUUCAGGGCGUGCUUUGCUCCACAUGCAGGUCAGGACCUCUCUGCCAGACAUCUCUACUCGGAGUGCAGCAGCUUCCCUGGCGUCCUGCACGGGCUCCCUCCCGACCCUCCGGCCACCAGCCUGGACCAUCCCCAGAUGCUCGGGAAGGGGUGGGAUGUGGACAGCACGGCCGGGGAGUCUCCACCCCCUCGAGUGGAGCUGUAAGUAGGACAGGAGCUGUUCAGAGAAAUCAGAGCAGAGACACAGAAACCACAAAACCAGACUGGUCUGGAAAGGAAAUAACCAGAAUACAGAAGAGAAAAAGCAAAAAGCUUUUGAAGGGAUGCAUAAUGUGGGUAAAGCUGCUAACUUUCAGUUGUUUCAAGAAUGCUGAAGCUUUCUUGAAAGGACCAACAGCCUCAGGCUCUGACCCAUUAAGCAAGGAGGAGUGUCCUGCACAAAGAACAUUAGCAAAAGAACUUAAACCAAAGGAAGAGUUAUGGACAAAUGUCUUGAUGGUAAGGGGACCCAGAGAACUAGCUGAAAAAGAAGAAUUUAUCUAGUCUCCCUGGGAGGAGAUCAGACUGUUCCUCUCACCCCAGGUUCCAAACCAGGAUAAUGGAGGGACAAAGAGGAGGAGGAGGGUGGGUCAUCUUCAGUUCACCCUAAUCAUGCUUCUCUUUAAAUGUGGCCAAAACCACAGGAAUACUGAGAAUGAUUCCCAAAACAAAGCCUGAUUUUGAAAUAUCCAUUUCCUCCAAUGCUUUCAAAGACUACAGCAUCUUACUUUUUUUCUUUUGUUUUUUUUAACUCUUUCCCCCCAAACCAGAGGUCUGUCUGUUAUAUUUUUAAGGAGAAAUAGUACGAGUCUGCUAUGCAUCUGCUCAGCUCAGAAAAGGGAUGCAAAAGCACUUUCUCCAGAAGGCAGGAAAAGGCAGCAAGGAGCUACAGUCUGUUGCUUGAACUAAAUCAAGAUAAUUUGAGAUUUGGAGCUGAUGUAGAAAACACUCAGAAUGGAAGGCAGACUCCCAUGUCUCCUCCUGCUGGUGGGAGCAGUCGUGACUACCCAGUGCCAGGGCUUACUCACACGUUUCAGACGGGGAGCCAGACCCAGAGCCAUUUGCAAAGACAGUUCCUCUGGAGAAGUGUUCCAGCAUGGAUGGACCUGGCUGAGGCUGGCAGGGAGCAGGAUAGAAUACUGUAGGUGUGACAGCGGGCAGAGGCGCUGCCACACGGUGCCUGUCAGAGCCUGCACUAGAAAUAAAUGCUACAAUGGGGGCCAAUGUUCACAGGCAUAUUAUUCCCCACAGCUCUUCAUCUGCCAGUGCCACCAGGGUUUCUCAGGGAAGCAGUGUGAAAUAGAUACUGAAGUUAAAUGCUACAGAGAUGCUGGAGUAACAUACAGGGGUACAUGGAGUGUGACAGAGAGUGGAUCUGAAUGUUUAAAUUGGAAUAGCAAAGACUUGAUGGACUGGACAUACCAUGGCCAAAGAGCAGAUGCAGCUGAGCUGGGAUUAGGCAAUCACAACUACUGCAGAAACCCAGAUGAGGACUCCAAACCUUGGUGCUAUAUCUAUGAAGGGGGAAGGUACACCUGGGAACACUGCAGUGUGCCCUCCUGUUCAAAAGUUUCAAGCACCAGCUGCAGAUCUGGGAGAGGCACAGAUUACCGAGGCAGCCACAGUGUUACCAGUUCUGGAGCUACCUGUCUGAAGUGGAAUUCUGGGAUCCUUUUCAACAGGCGAUUUACUGCUUGGAGAAGAGACGCUUCCCAGCUGGGCCUUGGGAGUCACAAUUUCUGCAGGAAUCCUGACAAUGACAGCAAGCCCUGGUGCCAUGUCCUGAAAGGAAGUCAGCUCACGUGGGAGUACUGCAAUGUGCCUACUUGCUCCAGCUGUGGCGUGCGGCAGCGCCGGGCCCGGCAGUUCCGCGUCCGAGGGGGCUCCUCCGCCGACAUCGCGGCUCACCCCUGGCAGGCUGCCAUCCUCGUCACCUACCGCCGGCUGCCCGGGGAGCACUUCCUCUGCGGGGGCACCCUCAUCAGCUCCUGCUGGGUGCUGUCCGCUGCUCACUGCUUUGAGGAACGCUUUAGUACAAAUCAGCUGAAGAUUGUGCUGGGUAGGACUUCCCGAGCCACUCCCGAGGAAAAUGAACAACAGUUUCGAGUGAAGAACUACAUUGUCCAUCCGAGAUUUGACUCAGAAAAUUUCAACAAUGAUAUUGCUCUGCUGCAGCUGAGCUCAGAUGCAGGAACCUGUGCUGUUGAGACAGACACCGUGCGAGCUGCCUGCCUCCCCACGCCAGGGCUGCAGCUGCCUGACUGGACCGAGUGUGAGAUCUCUGGCUAUGGCAAAGAUGAGGAAUUCUCUCCAUUCUACUCGGAGCAGCUGAAGGAGGGCCGUGUCCGGCUGUUCCCGGCCAGCCAGUGCACGGCACAGCUCCUGGACAACCGCACGGUCACCGACAACAUGCUGUGUGCAGGAGACACCAGGAACCUUGACGAUGCCUGCAAGGGCGACUCGGGAGGGCCCCUGGUGUGCCCGGAGGACGAGCGGCUGGUGGUGGUUGGGAUCAUCAGCUGGGGCAUUGGCUGUGGCCGCAGGGACGUGCCUGGUGUUUACACAAACGUGAAUCGUUACCUGGGCUGGAUCCAGGACACCACGAAACCCUGAGAAAGAAACAUGAACUCUUUGCAGUCUCGUGGCCAUGCCCUCACAACUUCCUUCUGGUGCCUUGAGGACUUCAAGGGCUUCCUGUUUGUCCACAGGCUCGUGACUUUCAGUGCAACGGGAAGACAAACUGCAGUGUGUGAGAAGGGCACGUUCCCAAAUUACCCUCCUGUCCUUAUUACAGGUUAUCAGAAACUCAUCCUCCUUUCCCCCCCCAUCCCCAAGCUUUCCACUCGCAUCAAAUCACAUGAGUACAAUUUAAAAUUAGUUUUGGGCCAAAAGAAUAAGCCAAGAGAGAACAUCAUGCAUCCCUGAGGCAGAUAUGUUGUUUUGGAAAUGGGUGUAAACUGAAGGCAAAGAGGACAGAUCUAAUUUCCUGAAAACUUCAUUUCCCUCCUUACUUGGCUGUAAAAUUGGAAGACAUUCCAGUCAGACUUAAGCUCUGUCCUUAUAACAUUUGACUUGGGUAAUUUAAGCUGGUUUCAGCUCGACUCCAAUAGAAAGAACAAAGCUGUAGGCAUGAGCUGCUUAUUUCCAGAUCAAUAUACUACUUGCUUUUUCAGUUUGGAACUGAUUAAUUAACCAAGUCUGAGCUUAAACUCUCUGAGCAAAUCCAGGGUGGCAUGCUUGUUAGGACAUUCUGUUCCCCCACUUGCUUUUCCUCCUGGUAAAGGAAUAGGUAAAAAUAUUAACAUCAGCCUGAUCUGCCACAGAAUCAGUGCAUACUUUUUGACUAUUAAAUUUCUGUGCAUUAUCAUCUGAUAUGAAAGCAAAAGCUCUCUUUUCAGUGCAGUGGGGCAGAACAAAGGACAAGUGUAAUGGCAGCAGUUUUAAGUGCCUGCUAGAUUUAUAUCCACAAGUAAAAGGCCAAAUCACAUGUCACAAGGCUGCCUUUGUCCUUUAGCAGCAGCCAGGGCAGGUACAACCAAUCCCCAUGAACCAGACCCUCAGUAAUCAGCUUUACUGCCCUGCACUGCAGCUGCCAUGUGACACUGAGUGGCAUCUGUGCACACCCCAGGAGUGAAGCCUUUGAAAGCUUCUCCUUUGUCCAGUUGCUUUAUAAAGAGAAAGCAGGUGUAACUACUGUUUUACAAAAGGAAAACGUUAUCCUAAGGGAACAAAAGGAGUUUGAGCUUUAGUACCAAUUGCAGCCAGAACACCAGUCUCUUGUACUUGGGAAACUCAAAACAUUUUAACUCCAAAUGUUUACUGAGAACAGACUAGCACAGCACCCAGUCACAUACAGAACCCUGCUAUGUAAGUACAGAGACAUGGCGAGGAUGGUAAAAGGGGGUUGUAAAUGGCAACUUUACAAAGGGUCUGUGAUCUUCCAGCUACCAGCUUAGAAAAUGCCCUCAGAGAGAUGGUCUCUAAUGCCCUCAGAGCAAUGGUGGUGUAAGUCCAGUCAGUUCAACAACAGUGGAUGGGGAAAAAACCCCCCAAGAUGUUUUUUAAUGAAGAGUCACAGUUCAGGGUUUUGGUGUAAAUUUUCUUUUUAUUGUUGAUAUUUUCAUUUUAUUAAAUAUUAAUGUUGAGAAAAAUACAAAUUAAAUUUCCAUUCAUCUCCCCUACACCCAUUUCCAAGUGCUCUUGUGCCUCACUAUCCUGGCAUUCCCAAGCCUGCCAAAUACCUGCAGCCUGUAAAACAGCCAAAACCAUUCCACUGAGUAACACAAGUAAGUGUCCUCAGGAACACUUUUGUUUUGCCAUUCAAACAGUCUAUUAAAUACAAUAUUUGAACUCAAUGUGACCUAACAGCCACCAAUAAAAUGUUUCCAUCUUUACAACAUCAA